Hypoxylon fragiforme is the source of this 1040-nucleotide messenger RNA. Its product is annotated as Rhodanese-like protein. NCBI's taxonomy places the organism in Eukaryota, Fungi, Ascomycota, Sordariomycetes, Xylariales, Hypoxylaceae. Gene Ontology annotation, cellular component: mitochondrion. The record is from RefSeq and is a predicted model, not a curated record. Bases 159 to 872 code for a protein of 237 amino acids. Gene Ontology annotation, molecular function: thiosulfate-cyanide sulfurtransferase activity. The transcript is spliced from 2 exons.
GUACAUACAUACCUUUUACAACAGACCCCGUUUAUUAGCGCAAUCCUUACUCGUCCGUCUCGCUUCUUACUUUUUUUUUUUUUUUUUUCCCCUUUUUGUUGUUUCGUCUUGUCUUGUCCUUGGGGAAAAUAAUAAUAAACAUCAACCGAGACAAAUAAAUGGCGACGAGACGACUCGCUCUAAGCGCUCCGUUGCGCGGCAGCACAAGCACCACGGUUCGAGUAGCGGCGGCGGCUGUGGCCCCUCGCGCCGCUGCGCUUAGCACCGCCUCCGCCUCCGCAUCCCGAGGGCCAGCGACGGUGUUGUUGUUGCGGCAGCAGCGCAACAUCCUCGCCGCACCGAGACACACCACUAGCGGUACCGGUAGCAGGGCGGGACAACAGCUGCGGUGGUCGUCGGGCUCGGCAGUGGGGGGGAGUGGAAGCGGUAAUCGGAUAUGGAGUUUCGAGGAGAUCAACGCCGCCAUCUCCCCCCCCUCCGACAGCGACAGCGACAGCGACCCCAGCCCCCCCAAAGUCCUCCUCAUCGACACCCGCGAGCCCUCCGAGCUGGCGCAGACCGGGCGGAUCCCAGGGGCCGUGAACAUUCCCAUCGUCAGCGCGCCCGACAGCCUGCACCUGCCGGCGGACGAGUUCCUGGACCGGUACGGGUUCGAGCAGCCCGCCAAGACCAACGCCGAGGAGCGGAACGACGGCCGGAACGAUAGUCGGCGGGACGACGACGGUCUGCCGCAGCUGGUGUUCUACUGCAAGGCGGGGGUGCGCAGUCGGGCGGCGGCGCAGAUCGCGCGCGAGGCGGGCUUUGUCAAUGUGGGCGAGUACCCCGGGAGCUGGUUGGACUGGGUGGAGAGGGGGGGCAAGGUUGAGAGGUGAUUAGGGGGGGGUAGGGUGCGUCCCUAGGUGUAGGUGUAGUUUGAGGUUCCCUACCUACCUACCUAUCUCUACUACUAUAUGCCUGUGUAUAGAGUAUCGAAGAAAAGAAUAAAAAGAAUAAAAAGAAUUUUAAGUCCCGAAAUCAUAACAGAAAAGCAAAAGUAAAGA